Messenger RNA from Meyerozyma guilliermondii ATCC 6260, 1095 nucleotides. RefSeq names its product Age3p (gene AGE3). Gene Ontology annotation, molecular function: GTPase activator activity. Gene Ontology annotation, cellular component: Golgi membrane. Gene Ontology annotation, biological process: regulation of endocytosis; regulation of ARF protein signal transduction. The record is from RefSeq and is a predicted model, not a curated record. NCBI's taxonomy places the organism in Eukaryota, Fungi, Ascomycota, Pichiomycetes, Serinales, Debaryomycetaceae. The coding region runs from base 1 to 1095 and encodes 364 amino acids. The transcript has a single exon.
AUGGGCAUAGAUCCAGAAACGCGAAGAAAGCUAUUGGGGCUCCAAAAAACUGGAGAAAACAAGAAAUGCUUUGACUGCGCCGCCCCAAAUCCACAGUGGGCCACUCCAAAAUUUGGUAUUUUUAUCUGUCUCGAAUGUGCCGGAAUCCACAGAGGACUCGGAGUUCAUAUAUCGUUCGUGAGGUCGAUAACCAUGGACCAAUUCAAGCCUGAGGAGGUGCUCAAGUUGGAAAACGGAGGUAAUGCCAAUCUUCGCGAAUAUUUUACUGCAAAUGGUGUUGACUUGAACCUCCCAGCCAAAUUGAAAUACGACAAUUAUGUGGCUGAAGACUACAAAGAGAAGCUUAACUGUGAAAUCGAAGGAAGAGAAUUCGUGCCUAAGGAUCAUACGGGAGAAAAGUUGCCCGACAUCAACAGCGUUGGCGUAUCUGCUGGUAUUAAUGGUUCAUACAAGGACGAUGUUUCACAAGAUCCUAUUCUGAGUCGUCGCAGUACACCGAACCAACCUGGGUUAACUGGUGAGCAAAAAGUCAAAAAUGAGGCGUAUUUCGCUCAAUUGGGCUCAAAGAACAACUCAAGACCGGAAGAUGUCCCUCCGUCACAAGGUGGAAAGUACGGUGGAUUUGGCAACACUCCAACACCAGCAGCAUCCAGUAGAAACGGCGGUACGUUAUCACUGUUUGACAUGGAAACUUUCCAAAAGGACCCAUUGGGCACACUCACGAAAGGAUGGGGUUUGUUCUCGAGCACGGUGGCCAAGUCCAUGAAUGAGGUGCACGAGUCGGUGAUCAAGCCUGGCUAUACUCAGCUCCAAGAAAGCGAUAUUGGCGCGGAAGCCAAAAGAGCCAUGGCCCAGUUUGGCCAAAAGAUGCAAGAAACAGGAAAGUAUGGACAGGAGACAUUCCAGCUGUUCACCAAGGACCGCCAACCUGUUGACUCCAAGUUUGGUAAAUUGUUCGACGGAUUGAGUGUUGAAGAGAGUAAUGUUCAACCGGCAUUUGGAUUCGAGAAGCCCAAGGAAAAAACCAAGUUACAAGGAAUGGGCAGAAAGCGCCAGGAAGACACCAAGGGCGAUGACAAAUGGGAUGACUUUUAA